Sphaeramia orbicularis (orbiculate cardinalfish) is the source of this 2518-nucleotide messenger RNA. RefSeq names its product protocadherin alpha-3-like. Lineage: Eukaryota; Metazoa; Chordata; Actinopteri; Kurtiformes; Apogonidae. Gene Ontology annotation, molecular function: calcium ion binding. Gene Ontology annotation, cellular component: plasma membrane. The transcript has a single exon. The coding region runs from base 122 to 2518 and encodes 798 amino acids. The record is from RefSeq and is a predicted model, not a curated record. Gene Ontology annotation, biological process: homophilic cell-cell adhesion.
CCAGAGAACGGAGGAACAAACAUAUAUUCCGUCCAUAUUCAAAGCAUAGUGAGGCUGAUAUGCCUGAUAACAUGUAAAGCAUUGCUAAGUGGUAUUUGACCACAGAGAGAUUAACAGAAAUAUGCCGUCGCCGGUGAGAUGGAGCUAUUUUGGGAUGUAUUUAUUGCUUUUUCUUCUGGAUUUUUACUGGGAAACGGUGUCUGGACAGCUUUCAUAUUCCGUCUCAGAGGAGGUAAACCCUGGUACUCCUGUUGGAAAUAUCGCUAAGGAUUUACACCUUAAUUUACAGGACUUGGAAUCUCGUAUGUUUCAGAUUGUUACUGGAUCAAAGAGAACAUUUUUCGAGGUAAAUCUUAAAACCGGAGUUCUGUAUGUCAGUGAAAGGAUAGACCGAGAGGAGCUCUGCGGUGAAGAACUUAAAUGCUCAGUGAGUGUAGAGGCAGUGAUAAACAGCCCAUUGAAGCUUUAUCGCAUUGAUGUAGAUAUUUUAGAUGUAAAUGAUAAUUCACCGAUUUUUACAAACAAAUUGCAAAAUCUUAAUAUCGCAGAGAGUACUUUACCAGGAGUCAAAUUCGUGUUAUCUGAAGCAAGUGAUGCAGAUGUUGGAAAAAAUGGAGUCAGCACUUACAAAUUAAGUCAAAAUGAGUAUUUCUCUUUGGCAGUACACAAAACGGGAGACAGUGUGUCUGCUGAGUUAGUCUUGCAGAAAGCUUUAGACCGAGAGAAGCAGGCUGUGAUUGCAAUGACACUGACGGCUGUAGAUGGGGGUACUCCUCCCAAAUCAGGCACCUCACAGCUUGUUGUAAAUGUUUUAGAUAAUAACGACAACAUCCCGGUAUUUGGUGAAUCUCUAUAUAAGACAAAAAUUCCUGAAAACGCGCCUGUGGGCUCAACUGUAAUCACUGUAAAUGCCACCGAUGCAGAUGAAGGCCUGAAUAGUGAUAUUAUAUAUUCACUUAGAAGCAAAGAUCAGGAUCACGUUCUUGAUAUGUUUGAAAUUGAUAGCCAAAGUGGAAUCAUCAAAGUAAAAGGAAAUAUAGACUACGAAGAGAAAAGGGCUUUUGAAAUACGUGUGGAGGCCAGUGAUAAAGGCCAGCCUCCAAUGUCUGCUCACUGUAAAGUACUUGUGGAAGUUGUGGACCUGAACGAUAAUGCUCCGGAGAUCACUGUAACGUCACUACAAAGCAGCGUUAAAGAGGACGCUAAUUUAGGCACUGUAGUUGCCCUGGUAUCUGUUAUCGAUAAAGAUGGAGGAAAAAACGGCGAUGUGAAAAUUCAGAUAAAAAAUAAUGUUCCAUUCAAACUCGAAACUAAUUACAAAAACUAUUAUUCUUUACUAGUAGAUGGGCCCAUGGACAGAGAGAGUGUGGCUUCUUACAACGUUACUAUAGUGGCCACGGACAAAGGCACACCGCCACUGUCCAGCACCAGUGUAGUGUCAAUACAGGUCUCUGAUGUCAAUGAUAACGCGCCUCUCUUCAAAGAGCCUCUGAUUAAUGUAUAUGUGACAGAGAACAGUCCAGUUGGAGCACUUAUUAAAACAGUGACUGCAACGGAUAUUGACGUUGACCAGAAUAGUCACGUGACAUAUUCAUUUUCUCACACUAAUGGUAACCCUUUGCCAUUAUCUACCAUGGUGAAUAUGAACUCAGAAACAGGAGAUAUAGUCAGUUUACAGUCUUUUAACUAUGAGGAGUUAAAGACGUUUCAGUUUAAGGUUCAGGCCACAGACUCUGGUGUUCCUCCGCUCAGUAGCAACGCAACUGUCAAUGUUUUUAUCCUGGAUGAGAAUGACAACAGUCCCACAAUCCUGGCUCCUUAUUCUGAACACGGUUCCGUUAACAGUGAGAACAUUCCCUAUUCUGCUGAAGCGGGAUACUUUGUGGCAAAGAUCAGGGCCGUAGACGCAGACUCUGGAUACAAUGCACUGCUUUCUUAUCACCUCUCUGAACCCAAAGGAAACAGCCUGUUCCGGAUCGGAACCAGCACCGGCGAAAUCAGGACUAAGAGGAGGAUGAGUGACAAUGAUCUGAAAACUCACCCCUUGGUGGUGUUGGUUUCUGAUAACGGAGAACCCUCCCUGUCAGCUACUGUGUCUAUUGAUGUAGUGGUGGUUGAAAACACAGCUGACAUCCAGACUCAGUUCAGACAUGUACCCAUAAAGGAGGAGAGCUUCUCUGAUUUAAACCUGUAUCUGCUGAUCGCCAUUGUGUCAGUGUCCGUGAUCUUUCUGCUGAGCCUCAUCACUUUAAUAGCGGUCAAAUGUCACAGGACAGACGGCAGUUUCAGCAGGUACAGCGCCCCCAUGAUCACCACCCACCCUGACGGGAGCUGGUCUUACUCGAAAUCGACUCAGCAGUAUGACGUGUGUUUCAGCUCAGACACACUGAAGAGUGACGUAGUGGUUUUCCCCGCCCCGUUUCCACCUGUAGAUGCUGAACUGAUCAGUAUCAACGGAGGAGACACUUUUACAAGAACUCAGACUUUACCCACUAAAGAAAAGGUAAGACAACUUUGA